AUGACAGUAGCUGAGUAUGAAAGGGAGUUUAUUAGAUUGAGCAGAUAUUCCAGGGAGAUUAUUCCUACAGAGGAGACAAAAUGUAAAAGAUUUGAGCAAGGGUUAAACACUGAGAUCAAGAUGCUUCUAGUUGCUCUUCAAAUCAGAGAUUUUUCAGCACUGGUGAAUGCAACUUUAAAUGUAGAGAAAGUGAGGGAAGAAGAUCAGAGUAGAAGACAGAGGAGUCAGCAAAAAAGGACUUACAGUCAGACUCAGAGUCAAGGACAGAUGAUAGCUUCACAGGGCUCUAGUAAGAGACAAAAAAGUUUUCAACCUGCUAGAUCAAGCCAGUCUCAAAGGCAAGGCCAAAAAUCAGCUCAGAGUUUAGCAAGUGGGUCUGUUCAACAGACUACUUCUGUGGCCAAUUCUGGAGGCUCAGGAAGAAGUCUUCCACCAGAGUGCGACCACUGCAGAAGGAGACAUACUGGUACUUGCAGAUUGCUGACAGGAGCUUGUUUCAUAUGUGGCUCUAUGGAUCACGUUAUGAGGGAUUGUCCUAAGAAGCAGACAGCCUCAGCACCAGCAACAGAAAGAACUGCACCAGUAACUCAAAAGACCAGAAGCAAAGGUACAAGUGAGUCGACAGGUACCUCUAGUCAAAGAGUGUCAGAGAUUAUGGAUAGACCAGAAUCUAGAGCACCUGCCAGAGCCUAUGCCAUUAAAGCCAGAGAGGAUCAGGAUUCCCUAGAUAUUAUCAUGGGAAUGGAUUGGUUGUUUAGACACCAGGUUAUAGUUGAUUGUAGAAAGAAGAGAAUCACGCUAAAGACACUGGAUGGUGAAGAAGUAGUAGUUGUGGGCGAGAGAUCAUAUUUUCUCUCCAAUAUUAUUUCUGCUACUGCAGCCAGAAGAAUGAUAAGAAAGGGUUAUGAGGCAUACUUAGCCUGUGUUUUGGAAGGUAAGAAGGAGAAACCUAUUGUGCAAGAUAUACCUACUGUUUGCGACUUCUCUGACGUCUUUCCAGACGAAUUACCAGGAUUACCUCCAGAAAGAGAAGUAGAAUUUGCCAUAGAAGUUGUACCAGGUGCACCAGUGCUAUUUGUUAAGAAGAAGGAUGGUUCGCUGAGAUUGUGUGUGGAUUACAGACAACUCAACAAGGUGACCAUCAAAAAUAAAUAUCCACUUUCCCGUAUAGAUGAUUUGUUUGACCAGCUAAAGCGAGCGGGUGUCUUUUCUAAAAUUGACCUAAGAUCAGGUUAUUAUCAUCUCAGAGUAAAGGAUGCAUAUAUUCCAAAGACUGCGUUCAGGACCCGAUAUGGGCAUUAUGAAUUCCUUGUCAUGCCAUUCGGAUUGACCAAUGCUCCAGCUGCAUUUAUGGACUUGAUGAAUCGUAUCUUUCACCCUUUCUUGGACCAGUUUGUUGUUGUGUUCAUAAAUGACAUUCUAGUCUAUUCAAAAAUAAAAGAAGAGCAUGAUAGGCACUUAAGGAUUGUGUUGCAAACGCUGAGGGAGAAACAACUUUAUGUUAAAUUCAGCAAAUGUAAAUUUUGGCUGAAUGAAAUAUCUUUUCUGGGACAUGUAGUAUCUGCAGAAGGCAUAAGGGUCGAUCCCAAAAAGAUAGAGACUAUCCUUGCAUGGAAGCCACCCAAGAACAUUACAGAAGUCAGAAGCUUUUUGGGGUUAGCUGGUUAUUACAGAAGGUUUGUAAAAGGAUUCUCCCAAAUAGCUGCUCCACUGAUAAGGUUGUUGCAGAAAAUUGUCAAGUUCGAAUGGAAUGACAAGUGUCAGGCUAGUUUUGAUCGAUUAAAGGCUAUGCUCACAGAGGCACCUGUCCUUACACAACCAGUGUCAGGUAAGGACUUUGUGAUUUAUAGUGAUGCCUUUCACAAUGGACUUGGUUGCGUGUUGAUGCAAGAUGGAAAAGUUGUUGCUUAUGCUUCCAGGCAAUUAAAGCCACAUGAAAGAAACUAUCCCACCCAUGAUUUAAAAUUAGCAGCCAUAGUCUUUGCAUUAAAGAUCUGGAGGCAUUACUUAUAUGGUGAAAAGUGUUAUAUUUAUACGGAUCAUAAAAGCCUAAAGUACUUGCCAACUCAAAAAGCGUUAAAUUUGAGACAAAAGAGAUGGAUGGAGCUGUUAAAAGACUACGAUUCUAUUAUUGGCUACCACCCUGGCAAAGAAAAUAUGGUGGCAGAUGCUCUUAGUAGAAAUCAUUUGCUUGCACUCAAAGCUAUGAAUGCUCACUUGACAUUGGCUGGAGAUGGAGCUGUUAUUGCAGAAUUGAAAGUUAGGUCCAGUUUGCUUCAACAAGUCCAGGAAGCUCAGAAGGAAGAUAAGGAUAUUACAGUGAAGGUAAAAGCAGAGCACCAAGUUCCUACUGGGUUGCUACAACCAAUCUCUAUACUAGAAUGGAAAUGA
Molecule: messenger RNA, 2391 nt
Organism: Manihot esculenta (cassava)
Lineage: Eukaryota; Viridiplantae; Streptophyta; Magnoliopsida; Malpighiales; Euphorbiaceae
Exons: 4
Coding region: 1-2391 (796 amino acids)
Molecular function (GO): zinc ion binding; nucleic acid binding
Source: RefSeq, a predicted model, not a curated record